AUGCCUGAUCGUGACGACCACUUGCAUAGAGGGGAUGAGGGACAGCAUAGCGAAGAUGAAGGGAGUGAAAAAAGUGAUGACGAGCACCAUAAUGAAGAUAGCGAAAAACGGGAGCCUGCGCCGUCGGCCGAUGCUUCUCCCGAGUCUCGUCGCACGCUAGAGGAGACGAUGGCAAUGUUUGACUUUGGGCGUAUUGGAGGUUUCAUGAGUCAGAUAAAUACUCGUCUACGUACUCUACUCAACAACAUCAAGCCUUCUGCCGAUCCUUCCACGAGGCUCGUGGCUCUGCAAGAGCUUAGCGAGCUCCUGAGUAUCAGCACUGAAGACACUCUGGCAGGCUCAUUCCAGAUCGAGAGUUUUGUCAGGGAGCUCGUUCGUGUUCUAGGCGGAAAUGGCGGCGAAGCGGCGCAGGAUGAAGUCGAUGAUGAUGAUGAUAAUGGCGGCGAUGAAGAAGCCGCGCUUGCUGCAGCACUUGCAAUGAGUUCAGGUGGCGCAUAUACAGGGGAUGAGAACCUUGAAGCACAAUUGCUUGCUUGUCGCUGUCUUGCUAAUCUCAUGGAAGCUCUUCCUGGUUGUGGGCAUACCCUUGUCUACCAUGGUGCCAUCCCUGUUCUAUGCAGUAAAUUAAUUGAGAUCUCAUACAUCGAUCUUGCUGAACAGACGCUUCUUACUCUCGAAAAGAUAUCAGAAGAAUACCCGAGUGCAAUCGUGCGCGAGGGUGGCUUGGCUGCCUUACUGAACUAUCUGGACUUCUUCUCCAUCGCCGUUCAGCGUACUGCUUUGCAAGCUGCAGCAAACUGCUGCCGUAACUUCUCACCUGACCACUUUGCAAUGAUCAAGGACGUCUGGCCAAUCAUUCGAAAUUGUUUGGGUUACGCCGACCAGAGACUUGUUGACUUCGCGGCUCUCUGUGUGAUCAGAAUCAUUGAGUCCUAUCAUCGUUCACAUGCUGACAAGCUUGAGGUGCUUGUGGAUGCGGAACUUAUCAAAGCGGUGAACGUCUUGCUGUUACCAGCGGGAGGUUCUCCACUUAUCUCGGCAGGUACAUAUACGCAGCUGGUCAAAGUUAUGGCUACGGCUGCAAGAGCCAGUCCGACAAUUUCGCUGGCCCUUUUGCAAGCUGAUAUCGUGACAACAAUAUAUCAUAUAUUGACGGGAGUACUACCACCAGCGCACAGUGAAGAAGAGCAAGGGAACAGUGCUACCGGCCAGGGAUUUGGUGGUGGCUUGGCAGAUAUGACCGUUAUGCAGAAUUUAGCGCAUAGACCCAAGGAACAAGUGGAAGAAGCAUUGACACUUGUUCUAGAACUUAUGCCUCCACUGCCUAAAGAUGGUACGUUUGAUCAUAAAGGGUAUUCAGAAAAAGCACUCCAUCGUAUGAUCAAGGCAAAAGGGAAAGCUGAUAGGGCUGCCGCACGAGCGGCGGCGGUAGCCAACUCAGCCGGUGUGCAAUCAGCUGCCUCGUCACGAGCGCAUACGCCGACGGGAGGCGUGCAUACCCCUGCAGAAGAUGAUGCUGCGACGCCUGGUAGUGUACCUGCGCCUGACAUGCCUGACAUACCUCCAGUCCUUCCAUUACCUGGUACUUCCUCAGCUGAACCCACAGUCGAUCGUGCAACUUUGCUCCGCCAGCACGAGCACGUCGUUAAUCGUUUCAUUACCCCGAUGGUCCCGAUUUUAGUCGAUGUUUAUGCAGCGAGCGUCUCAGGUCCUGUACGGAUAAAAUCCCUGACUAGCAUUUUGAAAGCUAUAUGCUUCCAGGACGAGGAACAAAUAAAGAAUACUUUAAGUAACGUACCUAUCGCGAGCUUCAUUAGCUCAAUCUUAUCCGCAAAGGACAAUCCGAACCUUAUGAUCGGAGGUUUGCAGUUGGUUGAGCUUCUGUUGAGCAAGGCACCUGCGGAUUACAAAGCUUCUUUCAGGCGAGAAGGUGUAUUACAUGAGAUCGAAACCCUCGCUACACGCCAACUUCCUCCACGAGCGAAAGACAAGGAGAAAGAGAAGGUCAAAGAAGAAAACAAGGAUGAGUCGGUACCACCUGAAGCUCUUCCAUCCGCCCCCAUUUCUUCGUCUGCGAUCACGUUGGUAUCGGGUAGCCGUCGGCCUCACAUCUUGGAUCCUGAAGAUGCUUAUACGUUACGCGCUCGUGUCAUCCGAUUCAAGUAUCUUUCGAACGAUUCACAGGAGGAAGCAGAUGCGGCUUUCGCUCGUUUGCGAUAUCUAGUGACGGGCCUUAUGCAGAAGGAUACGAGCGACCAGCAACUCAGCGAGACAAUGGGGUCGUUAGGGAAUAUAUUUGCUUCGCAGCAGACUGUAUCCAGCUUUGAGCUCAUGCAGAGUGGUAUCGUGGAUGCUUUGCUUGAGUUUGCAACUUCGAAAGACUAUACUGUUGAUGUUGCUCGACGUCAGGAGAUCGUCAUGGAUAAGUUAGCUGCUUACAGGGACGAGAAGUCCGCUGGCCCAUCUAUUGGUGUGUUGGUCAAGAAACUGCAAGAAAGUUUGACCCGAAUGGAAUCCUUUGAAGUAACCACGGUUUCUUCUGGGUUGGAAGACUCGAAGCGAAGCACGCCAUCACUCCUCGCACGUCAGAUCAAGCUUCGGCUCAUUCCUGAGGACACGUCGGAUUCAUCCACCAGCAACUUGGUGGUAUCGAUUCAUGCUAUUGCAACUUUCCAAGCGUUGAACGAUUAUCUCCGACCGAGACUGGGUGGAUUGCUUUCGGGCUCUACUACUGGCUCGAGGUUGUCCGGGAUGCUAUCAGCUUUAGCUGCCGGCCGAUUCCCUCCUGAAAUCUUAGCUGCUGGUGGUCUCGGUGGUCUGCCUAGCGCUCUGGCCGCUCCACCUCCUCCACAAGUGCAGACUGAUGAAAGCAGUGGCGAAUCCGACCCAAGACCAGAGCGCCGUAGAAGUCAGCGUUUGAGCGCGAAGGCAUCUGCGGGGUCUAUGUCAGAAUCUGUCAUAGCCAAUCCACAAGCCUCGAGUUCUGUAGCUACACCUCCUUCUGUGGCCUCGACUUCUACCGCUGUCGCUCCUAGUCAGGACAAAGGCAAGCGGAGGAGGUCGAACUCGCACAAGAGCCCGUCGGGCGAGCAGAAUGGGAGAGUGUCACUUGAUGAUGAAGAUAUAGAUUCGGACGGCGAUUAUAUGGAUGCUGACGUGGACGCCGAGGUGUUUGAGGAUGAUAUCGAUGAGGAAGAACAUGUUGAUGCGGAGAAGACAGUUACUCUUUCAGUUAAUGACGACGGUUCUAAGAUAGAGGCACAAACACCCGAGGGGACUCGAGUAGCAACACCCAGCUCGGGCGGACCUGCUGCGGGACCUUCAACAAGUUCAUUAACACAAAAGCCCUCAUAUGCGGCCGCUUUGAAAAAUAAACCUACCGAUUGGCACUUAGAGUUCUCCAUGGAUGGGCAUGUCCUGCCUUUGGAUAUGACUAUUUACGGAGCUGUCCACCAACAUGAAUCACGCAAAGCAUCUGGCAAUUCUGUUCCUUUAUCUAUGCUUUACACAUCAGUUUUCCCCGUCAAAUAUAAGAAAGUACCAGGUCCACCGCCUCCUCCAGAAAGUGAGCAAAUUGCUUCACUGGUUUGUACCUUGCGAGCUCGGUCACCUGUGUCAUCUUUAGCAUCACUCCCCGACGACGCACCUCACUCGAAGAUAUUGAAACUACUCCGUGUUUUACAUAAACUUAAUGCCGAGGCGUCUGAGAGCGAAUAUGACAGGCAGAUCCUCCCUCAGGCUGCCUUCAUCAACAACAAACUCACCGCGAAGUUGACUCGACAAUUAGAGGAGCCAAUGAUCGUUGCCAGCUCAUCUUUACCGGAUUGGGCUAUGGACCUCCCGCUUCACUUCCCUUUCUUGUUCCCCUUCUCAACGCGAUUCUCCUUCCUACAAUCAACUUCGUUCGGCUAUGCUCGUUUGAUCCUUAGGUGGCAGAGCCAGAAUCGAGCACAGGAGUCGUCACGACGAGAUGAUCAGCUUGGGUUCCUUGGACGUUUGCAGAGGCAGAAAGUGCGCAUUUCGAGGAAACACAUCCUCGAGUCGGCAUUCAAGGUGUUCGAGUUAUACGGAUCAUCGUCUUCGAUUCUCGAAGUGGAGUACUUCGAUGAGGUCGGGACUGGGCUGGGACCGACACUCGAGUUUUACUCUCUGGUGUCGAGAGAGUUCGCAAGGAGAGAUUUGAAAAUCUGGCGAGAUGCUGAUGCGACGUAUCCCGGUAUCUACGUUCAUCAUCCGCACGGAUUGUUCCCUGCGCCGGUAUCUGCAGACCUUGUCGGUGACGGUGGAGAAAAGCGCACCUAUGUCUUCAAGAUCAUUGGCCAAUUCGUUGCAAAGGCGAUGUUGGACUCGCGUAUUAUCGAUAUGUCGUUUAAUAGGAUCUUCUUGAAGAUGAUUCUUGGAGAGGAGAUCCCGUUGACGAUUAAUACUUUGCGACUCGUUGAUCCACCUCUGGCAAAUUCGCUGUUCAAGCUUGAAGCGUUGGCUCAUAAUGCUGGUUCGGAUGAUGCUAAGAUGCAAUAUGGUUCCAUCGAAGACCUGAUGUUGGACUUCACGCUACCUGGUUAUGACAUCGAGUUACGACCUGGAGGAAAGGAAAUGGCAGUGACAUCGGAUAAUGUUAAGGAGUACAUUCAGGGUGUCAUCGAUGCUACAAUUGGUUCUGGUGCUGAGUUGCAGGCGAAAGCGUUCCGUGAAGGUUUCUCGAAAGUGUUCCCUGUGACGGACUUACAAGCUUUCACUGCGGAUGAGUUGGGUGUGUUGUUUGGCAGUGCUGUUGAAGAUUGGAGUGUGGACACGUUGAUGGAGUCGAUGAAGGCGGACCAUGGGUUCAACAUGGAGAGCCCAGCCAUUCGUGAUCUUGUCUCGAUCAUGUCAGAAUACGACGAAAUAUCGAGAAGGAGAUUCCUUCAGUUCAUCACUGGUAGCCCGAAGUUACCAAUCGGAGGAUUCCGAGGCCUUAACCCACCAUUUACUGUUGUACGCAAGCCGCAUGAAGCGCCGUACACUGCCGAUGACUACUUGCCGAGUGUGAUGACGUGUGUGAACUACCUAAAACUACCACAGUACAGUUCGCGAGACGUUAUGCGGGAAAAGCUAGAAACGGCUAUCAUGGAGGGUGUCGGAGCGUUCCAUUUGUCAUAA
Molecule: messenger RNA, 5142 nt
Organism: Fomitiporia mediterranea MF3/22
Lineage: Eukaryota; Fungi; Basidiomycota; Agaricomycetes; Hymenochaetales; Hymenochaetaceae
Exons: 13
Coding region: 1-5142 (1713 amino acids)
Biological process (GO): protein polyubiquitination; proteasome-mediated ubiquitin-dependent protein catabolic process
Cellular component (GO): nuclear speck
Molecular function (GO): ubiquitin protein ligase activity
Source: RefSeq, a predicted model, not a curated record